Messenger RNA from Cornus florida, 2217 nucleotides. Its product is annotated as bifunctional riboflavin biosynthesis protein RIBA 1, chloroplastic. The coding region runs from base 144 to 1832 and encodes 562 amino acids. Gene Ontology annotation, molecular function: 3,4-dihydroxy-2-butanone-4-phosphate synthase activity; GTP cyclohydrolase II activity. NCBI's taxonomy places the organism in Eukaryota, Viridiplantae, Streptophyta, Magnoliopsida, Cornales, Cornaceae. Gene Ontology annotation, cellular component: chloroplast. Gene Ontology annotation, biological process: riboflavin biosynthetic process. The transcript has 7 exons. The record is from RefSeq and is a predicted model, not a curated record.
UGUUUCUUCAUUCUUCUGUGGGUGGUUUUGCUGUUUUUCCAAUCGAUAAGAAGAGGAGAGAAGACCAACCCAGUUGUCAGUUCGUGUUGAGGUUUGAAUCUUUCUUUGUCUGGUUAAAACGUUGGAGGAAGGACCCAACAACAAUGGCUUCCACCAACAUCUCUUGCCCUACAACAACUCUCUCACGUUCACAGGUGUUCAAAAACUUCAACUUAUUCAAUGGACUUCGCUGUAUGAAUCUAUCUUCUGCAAAUGGGAACACAUGUCAUUUAUCCAUGAUCCGUCUGGGUAGCAAAUCAUGCUUCGGUAUUAAGGAUCGCAGUGGAACUAGAGCUUCACUGUUAUUUGGAGAAGGUGAUCGCAUGUCUCAUCCCAAUGGCACCUUUGUCGCUGGAAAAAGUACUCUACUCGGUGACCUAUCAGCUGGGAUCGAGAUACAGCCUGAUGCAAUGGCAUUUGGAACACUUGCAGCUGAUACCACUCCAACAGCUCGUGGUUUUCCUAUUGACAAUGAUGAAUACGAUUUGGACCGUCCAACAGAAGGUUUCUCAUCAAUCCCCGAGGCAAUCGAAGAUAUUCGUCAAGGAAAGAUAGUAGUGGUUGUAGAUGAUGAAGACAGAGAGAAUGAAGGAGAUCUAAUAAUGGCAGCGUCGAAGGUUACACCCGAAGCCAUGGCUUUUAUUGUGAAGCAUGGUUCAGGAAUUGUUUGUGUCAGCAUGAAAGGGGAAGACCUGGAGAGGUUGGAACUUCCUUUGAUGGUAACCCACAAGGAUAACGAGGAGAAACUUUGCACUGCAUUCACAGUAACAGUGGAUGCGAAACAUGGUACAACUACGGGGGUGUCAGCUCAAGACAGGGCAACAACAAUAUUGGCUCUCGCAUCAAAGGAUUCAAAACCUGAGGAUCUUAACCGGCCAGGGCAUAUAUUUCCGUUGAAGUACCGGGAGGGUGGUGUUCUGAAAAGAGCUGGACAUACCGAAGCUUCUGUAGAUCUUGCUAUGCUAGCUGGGUUAGACCCUGUAGCAGUUCUAUGUGAGGUUGUAGAUGAUGAUGGUUCUAUGGCUAGAUUGCCAAAGCUUCGGAAAUUUGCACAGACGGAGAACAUGAAAAUUAUAUCCAUUGCUGAUCUAAUCAGAUAUAGGAGGAAGAGAGAUAAACUAGUGGAACGUGCUUCUGCUGCACGCAUGCCUACUAUGUGGGGACCAUUCAUAGCCUACUGUUAUAAGUCAAUCAUAGAUGGGAUCGAGCACAUUGCAAUGGUCAAGGGUGAUAUUGGGGACGGGCAAGAUAUUCUUGUGAGGGUACACUCAGAAUGCUUGACAGGAGACAUAUUUGGGUCAGCCAGAUGCGACUGUGGGAAACAGCUAGGACUUGCAAUGCAACAGAUUGAGGCUGCUGGCAGGGGUGUAUUGGUGUACCUUCGUGGGCAUGAAGGAAGGGGCAUUGGUUUGGGCCACAAGCUUCGUGCUUAUACCCUACAGGAUGAUGGGCGUGACACUGUGGAAGCCAACGAGGAGCUGGGUUUGCCUGUUGAUUCAAGAGAAUAUGGUAUUGGUGCACAGAUACUAAGAGAUCUUGGAGUUCGAACAAUGAAGCUGAUGACAAACAACCCUGCAAAGUACGUAGGACUCAAGGGUUAUGGCUUGGCAGUUGCAGGCAGGGUGCCCCUUCUGACUCCCAUUACUAAGGAGAACAAGAGAUACUUGGAAACAAAACGUGCCAAAAUGGGCCACAUCUAUGGCCUCGAAUUCAAUGGCCGUCCAAACGAUGUCAUCAAUGGAAAUGGUAAACCAAGCUCUGAGUGUCCCUCCGAUGGUAUAUCUGAUUCAUAAGCCUGCUUCAGAGAUGUCAUGCUAGCGAGAGAUCCUUGAUGGACUGGCCUACGUGACGGGAAGGUGACAUUAAUAAAUCACAUAGUUUCGAAGUUAGAUAUUGGAUUGAAAAUUUUUUCAUUCUCUGUCCCAGAAUCAAAAUUGUACUGCAACAUUAUUAGUGAAAUCUAUCUAUGGUGAAAAUUUAGGCAAAGAACAUCUAUAUCAUUCUUUUACCCACAAGUGGAAGUCUAUUAUUUUCGAUCCGAAUCAGUGGCUCACAGAAAGUGGUCAUAAAUGUAAUCUUUAUUUGAAGAACAUGUAUUCCUACACACGCAUAUAACUACUACAAAUUUUACAGUAUAAUUUUUAAUAUAAAUACAACAAAUAGGGUUAUUUUUUACUA